AUGCCCACGAUGUUUAAACCGGUGAAGAAAGCGCUUCUUUUCGUGAAGCUCGUCGGCUACACGCUGGGAAUGUAUGUGGACUUUUUCUCGCGCAGCUAUUACACGAAAAAGAUAUCCACCAGCCCUGCCAGUAAGAAUUCUGACGCCGAAACGAUCAACAUUGUAAUCAUCGGCGCAUCAUUUGCUGGAUACCAUGCUGCCCGACUGAUUGCAUCGGCGCUCCCAACCGACGGGCCGUACCGCCUGAUCAUCAUCGAGCCGAACCGUCACUGGCAUUUCACAUGGACUCUGCCACGAUUCUGUGUCAUUGGGGGACAUGAGGCGAAGACUUUCAUCCCCUACGGCCCCUAUCUUCCUGCCGACUCUGCGCCCAUCGUGCGUUGGAUCCAUGAUCGUGCAUCAACUAUUGACGAGAAGACGGUCACAAUUCAAGGGACAGGCGAGAAGAUUUCCUAUGACUUUAUGGUAGUUGCAACAGGAUCAGGUGCUGGCAUGUCUCUGCCAUCAAGGGUGGGCUCAACAGAAAAGGCCGAGGGUGUACGGCUUCUGCAAGAGUUUCAGCAGCGCAUCAAGGCUGCUAAGCACCUGGUUGUUGUUGGUGGCGGCGCUGCUGGUGUUGAACUUGCGACCGACGCCAAGGACCAGUAUCCCGAGAAGAAUGUUACUUUGGUUCAUUCUAGAGACGCUGUUAUGAAUCGUUUUGGUCCCGAGCUUCAAGCUGGAGCUCAUGAGGGUCUGAAGGACCUUGGUAUCGAAGUCAUUCUAGGCGAUCGAACAACUACUGAUGCUCCAGUCGACGGGUUCGUCACACUUCGCUCUGGUCGCAAGGUUGAAUGUGACUUUCUGGUCAACGCCGUUGGCCAGCAACCGUCGUCUCACUUGGUCAGUCAGCUAGCACCUGAAGCUGUUGCCAAGUCAGGUCGCAUUAAAGUAAAACCUACUAUGCAAAUUGAUGUCGACUCCCUUCCCAACAUCUACGUUUGCGGUGAUGUUGCGGAGGCAGGGGUCACAAAUCCCAACGGACGAGCCGCCAUGAAGCAGGCCAUAUUUGCUGCGGACAACCUUGUGCUCGCUCUCCAAGGAAAGAAGCCCUCGAAUCUUUAUAGCCCUGCGUGGGCUGAUGGAGUCAUUAAAUUGACUCUUGGUCUGCACAAGUCUAUUACAGCCUUUGGAAGCGGAGACACCGAGCUGCUUUUCCGUGGAAAGGAGACGGAAAUUACUCUGAUGAUCGAAAGAGCAUGGCUAAAUAUGGGUGUCAAGCCGUAUGAAGAUAACAGUGAUGUGCCUGGUCACACUCAGGAAACUGCAGCGGACAAGGCGCGGGAACUUGUCAACGACGCCGUUUAG
This is a messenger RNA of Colletotrichum truncatum, 1347 nucleotides long. RefSeq lists its product as uncharacterized. Gene Ontology annotation, cellular component: cytoplasm. The record is from RefSeq and is a predicted model, not a curated record. NCBI's taxonomy places the organism in Eukaryota, Fungi, Ascomycota, Sordariomycetes, Glomerellales, Glomerellaceae. Gene Ontology annotation, molecular function: electron-transferring-flavoprotein dehydrogenase activity; flavin adenine dinucleotide binding.